This is a messenger RNA of Nezara viridula (southern green stink bug), 336 nucleotides long. NCBI's taxonomy places the organism in Eukaryota, Metazoa, Arthropoda, Insecta, Hemiptera, Pentatomidae. The record is from the annotation of a GenBank genome assembly.
AUGGUUUCUGCAUGACAAUUGUCAGUGAACCUGCCGUCGGUAGGAGGCCGAAUAGAGAAGAGCCUCCUGGAAGGAGGGAUUCCGCCCCCUCGGGGUAGGGGGCCGAGCGGUGGGGGCAGGUCAUUGCCAAGAGAAAGGCAGUCCUAUGGUGCUGUUCUCGAUGUGCACCUGUUCCUGCGGGAUAUUCGCCGGCAGCCGCCCUCCCCAGCCGCAGGUAUCUACACUACCUCACUGCUAACUGCUAACUGUAUCUGCUAUUGUAUCUUCUGCAUCGCUUCCUGGUGUCGGCGGGGGACCUCUGUCCGUCCUCCGGUGGCUUCCGCGUUUACCCUCUAG